Messenger RNA from Cetraspora pellucida, 1137 nucleotides. Lineage: Eukaryota; Fungi; Glomeromycota; Glomeromycetes; Diversisporales; Gigasporaceae. The record is from the annotation of a GenBank genome assembly.
AUGGAAUCAUACAAAUAUCCAAAUUACGAAACACAUUAUCCAGUAAGAUCGGAUGACGAAUCCACAAAUAAUGCUGUACCAGCAAACACUCCAGAUAAUGAGGUUACUGACAUUGAAAAACAUAAUAAAACUCAACAUGAAAAAGUUAUUUCUAAAGAUGCUGUCAAGUGGUAUAAAAAUACUAAAGCCAAAUUGCAAUUCAAUGAGACUUUAGUGUUUUUCUUUAAUUUUUUGGCAAUUAUUCCAUUAUCCAAAAUUAUGACUGUUGGAAUUGAUGAUUUCGCGACAAGAUUGCCUCCGGCAUAUGGUGUAGUUCUACAUGCCUGUGCUGGAAACUUUGUCGAGCUUGUUAUUUUAGGUUACGCUUUAAUAGAUAGAAACUAUUCCAUUGUCCGUUCAUCAUUACUUGGAGCUAUUUUAUGUAAUAUCUUGUUGAUUCUUGGUGUAGUCUUUUUGGCUGGUUCCUGGCCAAGGAAUCGUCGUGAUUCCAAGAAUGCUCAUUUGAGUACUCAGUUAUGGGUGUCAACUAGUGCUUCAACACUUGCUCUAGCUGUUCUUGCACUUGUCACUCCUGCCGCAUUCAAGUUGGCUGCUCCUGCCGGUACUGGUAUUGAAUGUGACAUUCAAAAUAUCAGUCAUGCUACUGCUAUUAUUUUAUUACUCGUAUACGUUGGAUUAUUGGUAUUCCAGCUGAAGACCCAUGCAAAUGAGGCUUUUAAUACCGAAGAACAUAUCCCAAAAAAAGCUCAAUAUUUCCUCAUAUAUGAUGUAUUUUUAGUUGUCUUGUCGGUUUUUGGUAUUACUUUUUGCGCAAGAUUCCUUGUGACAAGUAUUGAACAUUUGGCUCACAACUUUAGACUUGGAAACGGUUUUAUUGGGAUGGUUCUUAUACCUCUUUGUGUUGUGUCUAACUUUAUGGAACAUUACGAUGCUAUUAAAGAAGCUUCUAAAGAUAAAGUCGAUACCGCUGUUAGCUUGGUCCUCAAUACCUCUGUGAUGUCUUAUGUUAUGAUUGCUGUUGCAUUCUUCUAUCUUCCCGAUCUACCCGAAAUUCCUGAAAAUAUACAUUGUAACCCUUGGAGCAGAAAUCUUCCUCCAGAUACUUCUUCAAUAAAGAUUGAAGAACUUGUUCAUUAA